CAUCACCACAAGACAAAUAACUUAUAGUGGUAAAGCCACAAAGACUGGAUCUCUGAUAGGAUUAUGGAGCAGACAGACUGUCAGCAAACAUCACCCCCUUUACAAGCCCCAGGGAGCUGGAGAAGGGACGAGCAUGCAGGAGCAGGAAGAUGACUCCAACUGAGAGAGAAUCCUGGCUCCCUGCAGAGCUGGUUGUUGGCACCACAAAUCCACAUCCAGACAGAUUUCCUCAUCCACCAGGCAACUGUGGACAGGUGCUGCCAAGCUCCAGAUGUUUCCCAUUAGCAUUGGCUCUGGUGUGGGGUGGUUAUAAAUGCUCCAGGGCAGGAGGGAGGCUGUCUGUGGGGUAUCUGGUGACUCCUUGGGGCACCCUCUGCUUUUACAGCUGCCAGUAUCAGCUCUACCUGUUCUGUUUCAUGUGGUAACAUGGAUGACUGGGACAACAGCAAUGAGUUCAUUCAGCGACUGGACUUUUCCAGUUGUGGUGAAGAGAGUGAAGACAGAAGUGUAAAUGAGGAGGACUCCCUGAGCUUGAGCCCUCCCAGAAGCUCAGAGUUCCAGAAAUGGCAAGAGAGCAGUCCUCUGCCAGCAACCCCUCAGAGAAAGCUUAGUGAGAUUUUCCUGAGCACGACAAAAGCCUGGAUGAGUCCCACCCUGAAGUCUUCCCCACCUGUGAACAAGAGCUGGAGUAAACCUGAGACACCACUGCACAUCACCUGGAAAAAGCUGCAGCUCUGCGACACCCCGCACACUCCUAAGAGCCUGUUAUCAAAGACAGCUUUUCCUUCAUCUGCAACCAAGGUCCCACCCAAAGGCUUCCGACAUCUGAGGCUCACUCCUCGUGCUGACUCUGAUGACUCUUCCCAAGCUUCUCUUGUCAACAUUAAUCCCUUUACACCGGAGUCCUAUCGACAAAUGCUCUUUCAUCCUAACAGCAAACGGAAGGCCAGAGGAGAGAUGAAUGAUCCUCAUCCAGGAAGCCAGAUUAAACAGGAGCUACCUACGAAGAGAUAUACUCUGAAAGCAAGCAAUAUGGUUUCCCGCUACAAGAAGGAGUUCCUGGAACUAGAAAAAAUUGGUGUGGGGGAAUUUGGCUCUGUCUACAAGUGCAUCAAACGCCUUGAUGGAUGUGUUUAUGCCAUCAAACGCUCCAAAAGGCCUCUGGCAGGAUCCUCAGAUGAGCAGCUGGCACUGCGUGAGGUUUAUGCUCACGCUGUCCUGGGGCACCACCCCCACGUUGUGCGCUACUACUCGGCCUGGGCAGAGGACAAUCACAUGAUUAUCCAGAAUGAACACUGCAAUGGUGGGAGUCUCCAAGAUGUGCUGCUGGAAAAUGCAAAGCUUGGGCAGUAUUUCCCAGAAGGAGAGCUGAAGGAAAUAUUGCUGCAAGUCUCUAUGGGACUAAAAUACAUCCACAACUCUGGCCUUGUGCACCUGGAUAUCAAACCUAGUAAUAUCUUCAUCUGUCACAAGCUGGCAGUUUCAGGUCCUGCUGGGCAGGAGGAGAGUGACAGUGAAGAUGAAUUCUCUCCUGGUGUGAUGUAUAAGAUUGGUGACCUUGGACAUGUGACAUCAAUAUCAAACCCUCAGGUGGAGGAAGGAGACAGACGGUUUUUGGCCAAUGAGAUUUUGCAAGAGCAAUACUGCUACCUGCCCAAGGCAGACAUCUUUGCCCUGGCACUCACAGUGGCUCUGGCAGCCGGGGCAGCACCGCUGCCUCACAACGGGGUCCUGUGGCACCACAUCCGCAAAGGCAACAUCCCACCCAUCCCCCAGAAGCUCCCCCACCACUUUCUUGAGCUCCUUAAGCUUAUGAUCCACCCUGAUCCAGUGCAAAGACCUUCUGCCACAGCUCUCACUAAACACCCUGUUCUCCGCCCUUCAUGUGGAAAAGCUGUGCAGCUGCAGGAGCAGCUAAAUGUGGAGAAAUGCAAGACUGCCAUGCUGGAAAGGGAACUUAAAGCAGCUCGCCUUGCCCAGACCCUCAUGAAGGACCAAGCCUUAGGAAGUGCCAAGUUACAAGAGUCUGAAACCUCUUCUAAGCAGAAGAGCAAGCGUCUGGUGGGAGGGAAGAGCUGUCGCUCAUUUAGCUUUACUCUGGGUUACUGAAUUUCUGUGUUGUCCAAAGACUGCUGAAUGGCCCUGUGAAAGCAGGGGGUCUGCACAGACCAAUACCCCAUCUUGUCUCCCUGUCAUUUUCUUUUUAUCUUUGGGUUUUUUUUUUGUUCCCCCGUUAGUUAUGAGAUGUCGGCUGAGAAAAGAAUGACUGGCUUACAAGCGCUGGAUAAUGGGAUUUAACGUUGUCCUCAGUCUUUUACCUGCUUAAUUUCUUGUGUAAUUGGCCUUGCUAUAGGCUGAGUGUAAGUCCGCCGUGAUGAAAGGAUGACAUUUUCUCUACUCCCCUCUCUCUUGAGUUAGGCCCUGUUAUUGGUCAUUUUCUGGUCUUAACACUAGGGCUGACUACAUCUUUAGAGGGAUGAUACUGGCUGUAUGGGGAGACAGCAUCUACAGCUGUCCCCUUCUAGGAGCAAGUAGGCAGAGACGAUGGCAGCCAGUUUUAGCUACACAUCAGGAGCCAGGCUGGUUACACGGCAGUCCUGGGGGGCUCGGGACGCAGCUGGAGUGCUGUUUCACUGAGGGGGAACAGAGUAAUAGGCAACACUACGCGUUAACGACUGGGAGUUGAAGAAAGACAUUCUUUCCAAUUUCAGCAACAAAACUUUUGUAACCGGGUGCGCUCUAACAGACGGAUGAGAACUUGAUGCCCGACUUGUUUUUUGUCUGUCGGGGAGGUGUCCUUGUUCAUGCCGGGGAGUGUUGGGAGCAGGGUGUCUGUACCCAUUUCCCCUCCGGUAUCUCGCACGCGGUGCCGCUGCCUGCCCGUGAAAUGCAGCCCUUUAGCAAAGAUGAGGGCAAUUAGAAAGGGCUUUUCCAGCUUUUUUGGAGCUGCCCGUGUUAAUGGUGGUAUCUAUUUCGUGAUUGAGAUCUCAUACCCCCCUCCCCUCUCUCCGCUAAACGUCACUUUGGGCGUCCUUGUCGCUUGUUUGUGUUGGUUGGACAGAGCGCUGCGCUGUUCUGAGGGAGGCCUUGGAAACGCGGUUAUUUCCAGGUUUUACCGGUUUGUUUUAUGAUGUUGCACAUGCUGGUUUUAACUGUUAGAUCCUACGGUUUCGUGCGAAUAAAGGUUUUAUCAUUUUCUUUAACCGA
This is a messenger RNA of Cyanistes caeruleus (blue tit), 3207 nucleotides long. It is a transcript of the gene WEE2, whose product is annotated as WEE2 oocyte meiosis inhibiting kinase. The record is from RefSeq and is a predicted model, not a curated record. Gene Ontology annotation, biological process: mitotic cell cycle; DNA replication; protein phosphorylation. Gene Ontology annotation, cellular component: cytoplasm; nucleus. Gene Ontology annotation, molecular function: non-membrane spanning protein tyrosine kinase activity; single-stranded DNA binding; ATP binding. Lineage: Eukaryota; Metazoa; Chordata; Aves; Passeriformes; Paridae.